AUGAUGGCGACCCAAAUUGUAAAGAAAAUCAUCCCCUCUGCCGCCGCCCUCCGCCGCACGAAAACGACGUCCGCCCAGUACGUGGCCUCGAGGUCCCGUGACCCCACCUUCGAGAAGUUGAUGGACAAGUACAAGAACCUCCUCAAGGUCAUCUCAAUACAGGACCUCAUCCUCGCCUCCACCUCCGACCCGCCCGCCGUCUCCCUCGAGUUCCUCCACCGCCUCUCCCAGCGCCUCCACCUCAACCGCGGCCCCGCCGUCUUCCUCCGAAAGUACCCCCACAUCUUCCGCGUCUUCAACCACCCCACCAAGCUCCAGCCCUUCUGCUCCCUCACCCCCGCCGCCCUUGAAAUAGUCCAUCUCGAAUCCCGAGCCAUAGACAACUCUCUCCCACUCGCCGUGACCCGAUUGGUCAAGCUCCUGUCCAUGUCCCUCACCCGAAAGCUGCCCCUCAGAGCCGUUUUCAAGGUCUGGCGAGAAUUAGGGCUGCCCGAUGACUUCGAGGGCUCCGUGAUCUCAAGGAAUUCAGACGUUUUCUCUCUUGAAGAUGGAAACGAGCCCAAUACCCACAUUCUGGUGCUCAAAGAUAGUGACGAAUUUAAAGAUUGUUUGGUUCCUGCUGUCGACAAGUGGCGGGCCAUGGAAUGUUGCAAAGAGGAUUGUAGCAUUGUAGAUGGGACCGAAUUAAUGUACGGUUUCAAGCACGGGUACCCGCCCGGGAUGCGGCUGAGGAAGGAUUUCAAGGCCAAAGUCAAGGAGUGGCAGAGACUGCCAUAUGUGAACCCUUACGAAUCAGAAGAAUUCAAGAGAACUAAAAAUGGGGUGAGGAGGAUGGAAAAAAGGGCGGUGGGGAUCGUGCACGAGUUCUUGAGCCUGACCGUGGAGAAGAUGGUGGAGGUUGAGAAGAUCAGUCAUUUUAGGAAGUGGUUUGGGAUCGACUUGAACGUGAGGGACUUAUUUUUAGACCAUCCGGGGAUGUUUUAUCUGUCGACAAAAGGGUACGCGCACACUGUAUUUCUGAGGGAGGCUUAUGAGAGAGGGCGGCUGAUCGAGCGGGACCCUGUGUAUGAGGCUCGAAUGAAGCUUUUCAAUCUUGUUCUUAUGGAGCGCCGUGGGCAGGACAGAAAUGGCGGCAAGACGAGCGGUGUGCAAUGA
Messenger RNA from Striga hermonthica, 1155 nucleotides. NCBI's taxonomy places the organism in Eukaryota, Viridiplantae, Streptophyta, Magnoliopsida, Lamiales, Orobanchaceae. The record is from the annotation of a GenBank genome assembly.